This is a messenger RNA of Penaeus chinensis, 2679 nucleotides long. RefSeq names its product homeobox protein abdominal-B-like. Gene Ontology annotation, cellular component: nucleus. Bases 220 to 1254 code for a protein of 344 amino acids. The record is from RefSeq and is a predicted model, not a curated record. Gene Ontology annotation, biological process: regulation of transcription by RNA polymerase II. The transcript has 4 exons. NCBI's taxonomy places the organism in Eukaryota, Metazoa, Arthropoda, Malacostraca, Decapoda, Penaeidae. Gene Ontology annotation, molecular function: RNA polymerase II cis-regulatory region sequence-specific DNA binding; DNA-binding transcription factor activity, RNA polymerase II-specific.
AACACACGCUGGUUGUUUUUUGCCGCGGCUACUGGUCCCGUGCCGAGCGUGGUGGUGCACAUGCGGCGGCCGUGCUAGUGCACGCCAGCUAAUGUGUGUGUGUUGUUCUCUUUUUCCGAUCGUGUGUGACUGUGCGGCGGCACCGUGGCGACUGUGGACUCACUACCGUGGCGGCACCACCAUGCAGUGGGCAGCAGCGAGGGAGGAGGACUAGACAGGAUGAACGGAGCUUUGUAUGAGGACUCGGCCGGCACACGAGGCCUGGAGCCUACGGGCCAAACACCACUACACAUCCCGGCCAAGCGCGUGGCCACCACCCUGGCUGUGUCCACGUACCCGCACCCGCCCGAGUGCCCCACGGGGCCUGACUCUGGCACCGCGGCGGGUGUCAUCAGGCACUCGCACUCCACACAGCCCUGGAACUACCAGCCGGAGCAUGCAGCAGCCACGGCGCCCUUCGACUCCCAGUACGGCCAGGCCUUCGGGCGGGACGGGGUCACGCCCACGUACUAUAACAUUGCGGACACCAGAGUGGCUGACCGCAAGACUUUGGCCUUCUGGCCCAACAAAUACGACUACGCACCGGGGCCAUCCUCGAUGACCACGGAGUCAUGCCAAGCCUUUGCCGCUCAGACCUGGUGCAACUACCCUCCCUACGGGCGUGUGGGCCAUGUCGAUGCCCACGGCCAGCCCGUGCCAUACCUAACGGCGGCAGAUGGUGCCCCAAAAUCUGCCAUGGAAGCUGCCGCAGGAUAUCCCCACGACGGCUACCUGAGGAACUACCCCACAGCAGAGACUAUGCCCCCCGCACCUUACCCUCCAGCGCAUCGGCCGCCCUUCCCCGUCUCACAUCCAGAUGCGAACAGUGGAAGUUUCUGGCUGUACGGGGGGAAAGGGAACCCACUAUUAGGCGCGUUGGGCUCCAACCCGCUGGAGUGGACGGGGAACAUGACGGUCCGGAAGAAGCGGAAGCCGUACUCGAAGUUCCAGACGCUGGAGCUGGAGAAGGAGUUCCUGUACAACGCCUACGUGUCCAAGCAGAAGCGCUGGGAGCUCGCCCGCAACCUCAAUCUCACGGAGCGGCAGGUUAAAAUAUGGUUCCAGAAUCGUCGAAUGAAAAACAAGAAAAAUAGCCAAAGACAGGCGGCGCAGGAGGCGGCAGCGGCUGCCGCGGCUGGCACUCCUUCCUCCGGGGGCGGCACCCCCGGCCACCAGCCCAACACCCCCCAGACUCCAAACAGCAUCAAGCCUUGACAAGUGCAGAGUUCCUGUCACCCCUCUGCCCCUAGCCUGCCCCCCGUUCCCCCGCCCCUGGGCGCCCACGCUGCCAUCCCCACCAUCUCGUCGGAUAUGUGGGCGUGAGGUGCUCAGGAGCGACUGCGGGUGGCGCGUAGUGUCAGUGCCCGUCAUGACUCGGCAUCACUAGACAGUAUGUGGUGACGUCAUUUUUGAUGUGACCAGGUUUGGCGGCAGUGUCGUGGACAGGAAUUAUGAAAAAAUAUAUAUAUUACUACGUCACACACAAGAAAGAGACUUGUCCUUGUGUAAUCAACCCAGUGAAACUUUUUUGAGAAUUCAAAAGAACAAAAACAAAAACAAAUAGCGGCCCUUACAAGGCAGUGUUUGGGCGGUCGAGCGCCUGGCCCGGCUGGCCCGGCUGGCCACGGCUUCGAAGAGUCGACCCACUUGGGCCAGAGUGGUGUUGACCGGUGGUGUUCCUAGUGACUCAGUGUUGACUGGCCAAGACUAGACGAAGCGAGGACGGUGCUCCUCCCGAUUUGUAAAUUACUAUUUAACGUCAGGUGUAAUAAAUGUACAUAAUUCCAUUUCGUACGCUGUAGGUAUUGUGCUUAAUGUUCCAUAAUUCAUUUCUCAGUGUACCAGAGUUUAUUGUGAAACUGUUACUGCAGAACCCGGCGUUCCUCAGACUCAAGGAACAGGGUCGCUUUACCCGUCUCAGAUUACGUUGUUAUUUCUUGUUAUAUUUUGUUAGAAAGCGCAGUGCAAGGUCGAUGUCUUUACGUUAGAAAUAGAAGCAUCUAUGUGAGAGCUGAAGAAAUUAGCUCAAGUGUUUAUCAUUAUCAUUAUUAUUAAUAAUAAUAUCAUAGUUAUAUUAUUAUUAUUAUUAUUAUUAUUAUUAUUAUUAUUAUUGUUAUCAUUAUUAUUAUUAUUUCAUUAUUAUUAUUAUUAUCAUUAUUAUCAUUAUUAUUAUUGUUAUUAUUAUUAUUAUUAUUAUCCUUUCUAUCAUUAUUACGUAUUUUUCAUUAAAUGGUCUAAAACACCGCUACUGCCAGUAUGAGUGUACAGUCAUCUCAUGAUGUCAAACUUUACUAUAGAAUCAAAAGUCUCUCAUGUAAGUCUGUUUUAAUCCUACCAGAGUCUACUCUUCAAACACAUCAGGACAAACACACAGAAUUUGUGAUUUGUCUUGAUCAAGAACAAAGUCUUUGAAUUAGUUUAUUUUUUAUUAUGAUUUUAUCACAUGCAAAAUUAGGGUCUAUGAUGGGAACCUCUUUAUUCUCAAUUGUUCAUGUUCACCAAUUUCAUACCAAGCCUCUUCUUAACAUGUAUAGAAGGACACAACUGAGCAAAUGCUACAAUGUGCUUAUAACUACAGGUUUAGGGCAUUAUAAUGGGUGUAUAUUUGCUGAGAAGGAGAAUUAAACUCUUCUAAACCAU